UAUCAGGACUUAGCUGAGGUCCCGCGGCCGAGGCCGUUUGGGCCGUUAGAUCUUGAAGGGGUGUAGGGCUCAGGCGACGCCCAGGUUCCCCCAGCACAGCGAGACGAGAGUUCAGCGCCGGGGGCUGGAAGCUAGGAGUUAGAAAUGGAGUCAACAUAUCUUCAAAAGCACCUUGGGACAUGUCUAACUCAAGGUCUUGCAGAAGUGGCAAGAAUUCGCCCAGUGGAUCCAAUAGAAUAUUUAGCAUUGUGGAUUUACAAGUAUAGGGAAAAUAUGAUCAUGGAGAAACUGAGACAAAAGGAAAUGGCUGACUUGGAACAUGAAAGAGAACUAGCUCUGAUGGAGCAGGAAAUGAAUGAGAGGCUUAAAGCAGAGGAGCUCAUGUUUCAGCAGCAACAGCUGGCCUUCCAGCUGGAGUUGGAAAUGCAAGAAAAAGAGAGACAGAAAAUAGAAGAACUACAGAGAGCUCAAGAACUUUUGGAGUCGGAAAUGGGAAUGGAUAUGGAAAACAUAGCUAAGGAUGAAGAUACUUCAUCUGUAGAGGAUACAGUAGACUCAGGUAAGACACUAGCUGAAAUUAGUGAUCGAUAUGGGGCACCUAACUUGAGCAGAGUGGAAGAACUUGAUGAACCAAUGCUAUCUGAUGUUGCAUUAAAUAUAGAUCAAGAUCUUUAGGAUCAGCCAAACUAAGAG
Pteropus alecto (black flying fox) is the source of this 693-nucleotide messenger RNA. It is a transcript of the gene DYDC1, whose product is annotated as DPY30 domain containing 1. Gene Ontology annotation, cellular component: Set1C/COMPASS complex. Bases 145 to 675 code for a protein of 176 amino acids. Lineage: Eukaryota; Metazoa; Chordata; Mammalia; Chiroptera; Pteropodidae. The transcript has 7 exons. The record is from RefSeq and is a predicted model, not a curated record.